This is a messenger RNA of Plasmodium relictum, 2796 nucleotides long. RefSeq names its product protein phosphatase PPM1, putative (gene PPM1). The coding region runs from base 1 to 2796 and encodes 931 amino acids. The transcript is spliced from 2 exons. Gene Ontology annotation, molecular function: protein serine/threonine phosphatase activity. Lineage: Eukaryota; Apicomplexa; Aconoidasida; Haemosporida; Plasmodiidae. The record is from RefSeq and is a predicted model, not a curated record. Gene Ontology annotation, biological process: protein dephosphorylation.
AUGAAUUUAUACGAUAAUUUAAAAAAAGAUUCUAUUUAUAUAUACGGAAAAAUAUACGAAUUGCUAGAUCAUCUGAAUAAUCAUAAUUUUAAGUGUUAUAUUAAUAAUGAAAAGAAAGUAGAUUUAUCAAAGGAAUUUAAAUAUCAGAAAAAAAAAAGAGUUGAGUUUAUUUCCAUUUUAGAUUAUUAUGCAAGAUUUAAAAACAAGGAGAGUGAGUUUCUUGUUUUGCCUAUUAUAUUUAAUAAGGAGUAUGAAAUAUUAUAUUUAGGAGUUUCUAUGUUUUUUAAAGAGAAUUUUUCUGAGGAAUAUAAAAAGAAUUGUUAUAAUUAUAUAGAAUUAUAUAUUUAUAAUUUAGAUAAAAACAAUGUAGUUACUUACGAGAAUUGUAUUACUUCUAAUCAUAAUAUAAGUAUUUUUAAAUUACUUAUCAACUUAGAGGAUUUAAAAAAUUCUCAUAAGGAAGAAAUACUAAAAAAUGAUAUUAAAAGAAUUAUGAAUAAUAGAAAUAAUGACCAGGAAGUAUAUUUAAAAAAUAAUAAUUAUUGUAUUGAUGAUAAAAAGAAUGAACACUUAUGUUCACAAGAAAAUAAUAUCUUAAAACGAGAAGAAAAUUAUUUAUCAUAUAGUAAUAAUAUUAAAUACAAUAAUAAGAAUUUUAAUUUAGGAAAUAAUGACUACUUAAUUAUAUAUAAUACAUAUAAUUCAUUAAAGAAAAGUGAUCACUUAGAAGAAUCAUUCACUGAUUAUACAUAUAAAAUUCAUACAAAUAGUGAUAUUAAUAAUACAACUAAUAAUCAUAAUAAUAAGAAUAAUAUUAAUAUUAAUGACAAUAAUAAUAAUCACAAAUGUAAUAAUUAUAUCAAUAGUAAUAUUAAUAUUAGAAAUAAUAAUAAUUGUAAUAAUAAUAUAAAUAAUAUUAACAACAACAAUAAUAAUAAUAAUGAAAAUAUCAACAAAACUAAUAACAGCUAUAAUAAUAACAAUAAUCAUGAUUAUAACAAUAACUAUAGUAUCAAUAGUAACAUUAAUAGUAUGAAUAAUAAUCAUAUAAAUAAUAUUAAUAAUAAUAACAAUAAUAAUAAUAUUAAUAUAAAUAACACGAGUAAUAAUAAUAAUCAUAAAUAUAGCAAUAAUAAUAUCUAUAGUAAUAUUAAUAUUAUUAAUAAUAAUAAUAGCAAUAAUGAUAAUAGUAAUAAUAAUAUAAAUAAUAUUAAUUAUGAUAUUAACAAUAAUAAUAAUGAUAAUAUUGAUAAUAACAACAAAGAAUAUAUUAAAGAUGAAAUGAAUAAAAAUAGUUCAUGUAAAAACAAUCAUAUAAAUAAAGUGAACCAUUAUGAAAAUUUAGAGAGAAGAAGUGAAAAUGAAUAUAAUAUAUCAGAGAUAAAUUGUGAGAAUCAAAAUAUUAAUUAUCAGUAUUAUUAUUUUAAAGAAAGAGAAAACUUAGUUUUAAAUAUAAAGAAAAAUGAUGAAAUCCCAGUAAAAAUUGAAAAUUCUCUUAAUAAUAAUAGUGAAGAGAAAACAUAUACUUCCUUAAAAAUAAGUGAAUCAUUACAACAUAAUUAUAUGAACACUAAAGUAAUAAUUAAUUUAGAUAAUGACAAGUUAAAUGAGAAAGUAAGUUAUUUAAAACAAGAGAUGAUAUAUAAUCAAAAUGAUUACUUAAAAAUUAAUGAUACGCAUAUGAAUAAAUAUACUGAGUUUAUGAAAGAUAUAUCUAUUGAUAAUAUUAUAUAUAAAAAUUACUUUCAAGAAAAUAAUAAUAACAAAAAUGAAAAAUGGAAAAAUUUUAAAUCAGGUUUUUUUAGUUUUAAAGGUAAUAGAACUUAUAAUGAAGAUAGAGUAAUAACUAUAGAAAAUAUCAAUGAUUUUAUAAAAAAGGAGUAUAAUGAAAUAAUCAAAAAAAAAGAAGUAAACGAAACUUUUGAUAAAGAAUACUAUGAUUUGAUUCAUAAAUUACAAAAUAUAGAAACUCAACCAUACAUGUAUUGUGCUAUUUAUGAUGGUCACAAUGGAGAGAAUACAGUAAAUAUAGUUCAGAAGUUUUUACAUUUAAAUGUUUAUUCUUAUCUUAUAAACGGAAAUGGAAUAAGUAAUUCAUUAAAAUAUGCUUUUCAAUCUAUUGAUGAACAUAUAUGCAAAGAAACAUUGAAUAAUGAAGAAAUUAACCAUUCUAACCUAUCAAGUGGUAGUACCGCAUGUGUUAGUAUAAUAUUUAAAAGCAUGUUGUAUAUAGCAAAUAUAGGAGAUAGUAGAUGUGUUUUAAGCAAAAAUGGAAGAGCAAUUGUAUUAACAGUUGAUCAUAGAGCAAGUAUCAAUAAAAAGGAAGAAGAGAGAAUUAUAAAAUCAGGAGGAGUGUUAGAUGAUGAAGGAUAUUUAGAUGGUUGUUUAGGAGUAUGUAGAGGAUUCGGUUCUUUUGAUAAAAAAACUAAAAAAAAAUUAAAAGGAUUAAUAUGUGAGCCAGAUUUAUUUCAAAUAAAAUUAACUGACGAUGAUGAGUUUUUAAUCAUUUGUUGUGAUGGGGUUUUUGAUGUUAUGACUUCUCAAGAAGCUGUUAAUACAGUUAGAGCAUCAUUAGUUGAAAGCACAAAUGCAAAUAUUGCUUCUGAAGCACUUUGUCGAUUAGCUUAUAAAAGAAAAUCUUUAGAUAAUUUAUCAGUUGUAGUUGUUAUAUUUCAAAAUCCAGAGAUGAAAAAAAAAACAAGUAUAAAUGAAAAUUCAAGUUUGUACUCAAGUCAAACUGGAAGAGUCAGAAGAAGAAUAAAAUUUUCUGCCUUAAAAGAUUUAAUAAAUCCUUGA